AUGCUAAGAAGGCAAUAUGAAUUGUUGUUGAUAGAGGAGGAUGAAAGUGUAACUGCUUAUUUCAAUAGCGUGAAGGCAAUUACCAAUCAAAUGAGAACUAAUGGUGAAGUGAUGACUGAAGUGGUGGUUAUUGAAAAUAUUAUGAGGACAUUAACACAAAGGUAUGAUCAUAUAGUAGUGGCCAUAGAGGAAUCAAAGGAUCUUGAGACAUUGAAGGUGGAAGAUUUGCAAGGCUCCUUAGAAGCCCAUGAACUGAGGGUAAGACAGAUGAAUGAUGCAAAUACACAAACACAUAUACUGCCGGCUCAGGUCACCAAGAAGAAUAAUCAAGAUGAUGUAAAAUACAAGAACGAAAAGGGAAAAUCCAAGUGGUACAAGAAGCAAAACUCUGAUGAAGGGACUGAAAACUCGAGUAAUCAGAACAACAGUGACAAUCACAACAAGAAAUCAAAUGAUAAGAAGAAGUUUAACAAGAAAAAGAUUCAAGGCUAUAAUUGUCGAAAAUGGGGGCACUUUGCUGAUGAAUGUAGAGCAAAGAAAGUGCAAAGAAAGGAAUAUGAAGCUCAGAUGACACAUGCAGAUGAUUCAGAUUCAGAUGAUGUAAUACUGAUGGCUACCACAAACUCAGAUGAUGAAUGUCCAGAAUUAUGGUAUCUUGACACAAGUUGCUCCAAUCAUAUAACAUGGCAUAAGGAGUGGUUUGUAAGCAUUGGUGAAAGGGUAAAAAGGGAGAUUAGGUUUGCAAACAACAGUUCAGUGACUGUUGAAGGAGUUGGGAAAAUGCUGAUUAAGAGGAGGGAUGGCAAACAAUCCUUUAUAUGUGAUGUGCUUUAUGUAUCAAAUAUGAAUAAGAACCUCUUGAGCCUUGGACUACUGCUUGUAAAAGGAUAUUCAAUGAAGAUGGAGCAUGGUGAAAUGAAGAUGUUUGAUAGCUCAAGAAGACUGAUCUUGAAGGCACCACUCUCAAAGAACAGAACCUUCAAGAUUGAAACCCAAAUCCUGAGAACUAGUGCUUGA
This is a messenger RNA of Cicer arietinum (chickpea), 1017 nucleotides long. RefSeq lists its product as uncharacterized. Gene Ontology annotation, molecular function: nucleic acid binding; zinc ion binding. NCBI's taxonomy places the organism in Eukaryota, Viridiplantae, Streptophyta, Magnoliopsida, Fabales, Fabaceae. The record is from RefSeq and is a predicted model, not a curated record.